Messenger RNA from Onychomys torridus (southern grasshopper mouse), 2238 nucleotides. It is a transcript of the gene Pram1, whose product is annotated as PML-RARA regulated adaptor molecule 1. NCBI's taxonomy places the organism in Eukaryota, Metazoa, Chordata, Mammalia, Rodentia, Cricetidae. Gene Ontology annotation, biological process: integrin-mediated signaling pathway; T cell receptor signaling pathway; protein localization to plasma membrane. Bases 1 to 2115 code for a protein of 704 amino acids. Gene Ontology annotation, cellular component: plasma membrane. The record is from RefSeq and is a predicted model, not a curated record. Gene Ontology annotation, molecular function: protein binding. The transcript is spliced from 10 exons.
AUGCACCUGCUGCCCCAGCCUGGUCCCCAGGCAGUUAUCAUCCAAGGAAGCAAUCAGGACUUCCGAAAUCUCCAAGCUAAGUUCCAGGCCUCUCAGCAAGAGCCUGGAGAACCAUCCAGAAAAACCCUAAAACCUGAGUUCAACACACUCCUGAAGAAGUUUCCACAGACUGAAUUAAGUGAGCAGCCCAAAAAGGCCUCACAAUCUGAGCUCAGUACAAUGUCCUUGAAACCCCCGCAGCUACGGUUUGCAGAGCUCCCCAAGAAGACUUCGCAGUCAGAGGUUCUCAGAAAGUUGUCGCAGCCCGAGUUCACUGAUCUACUCAAGAAGCCCCUACAAUCCGAGCUCAAAGAUCUUCCAAGGAAGCCUCUACAUUCAGAGUUCACUGGUCUCAAGAAGCCCUCAGAGGCCGAGUCCACAGAUUCCAGGAAGCCCCCACAGCCCCAGUUUGCCAGCCUCCCCAAGCCCCCACAGCCUGAGUUCACUAAUCUCCCCAAGAAGCUUCCCAAACACGAGUUUGGUGAGCUCACCAAUAAGUCUUCACAGCUUGAGGUGCCCCAGGAGCCUAGUGUACCUACCCAGAAGCCCCUGAAACCUGAGCUCAGCAAUCCUGCCAAGCCCCCAGUAGAGCUCAAACCUACUACAUUCCCCAAGAAGUUCUGGCAGCCUGAGUCCAGUGAGGUCCCUCUGAAGCCCUUGCCAUCUGAGUUCAGUACAUUUCCCAAGAAGCCACUGCAGCCUCAAGCUGCUGGUUUCUCUCGGAAGUCCCUGACACAGUCAGAGUCCAGCCAAGUUCCUCAGACAUCCCUCUCCAAGCCUGAGUCCAAUGAGUUUCACCCCCACUCCCCACAGUCUGACAUCAGUACCUUUCCCAAGAAGUCUCUGCAGUCCGAGUUCAAUGAGAACUUCAAGAAGUCUCCACAUCCUCAGGCCAUUGGUUGCCCAAAGUCUCCACAGCAGCCCAUGUCCUAUGAAGUCCCCCAGACACCCCCCUGGAAGCCUGAGUCAUACAAUCUCCCAUCUUACUCCCCACAGCCAAACUUCCAUGCAUUUUCCAAGAAGCAUUCACAGCUCCAGCUAAGUGACCUUACCAGGACAUCCUCAGAGCCCGAAGUCCGAAAAUUUCCUAAGAAGCCUCAGCACCCAGACCUCAAAGUGCUUCCUAAGAAGCCCUCACAGCUGGAACUGGGUCAUCUCCCUAGAACAUCCUCGGAGCCUGAGUUCAGCUCGCUCCCCAGGAAGUUUCUGAAGCCUCAACACAGCAAGUUCUUCCAGCCUGACUUUCCCAAGGGUCUGCCCAGAAAGCCCAAGCUUCCUGGUUCAGUAUCAGAGUGUUCUCUGCCCUCUGCCUUUGCAGGCUCCAACCCCCAGUUCCCCCUCAGCCCUGGGUAUGGAGUCCCUGGGACACCCCGCUGGAGAUCAGACUUGCAAGUCCAGCAACUGCCCCGGCGGCGGCCUCUGCCCUCAGCCAGCAGCCUGGGAUCCCCUCCAGCCAAGCCCCCAUUACCACCUGUUCCCAUCAAUAUCCAAAGCUUCCAGAGAGGCUCAGCAACAGUCAUAGCUGUACUGAAGACCAGCUCUUCUGUGACCCACUUCCCAGCCCAAAAACCUCAACAUAUCUCGCAGAACCCGGACGAGAUCUAUGAACUGUAUGAUGCUGUGGAGGCCACAGGUGACUCUAUUCUCAGCCCCCGAGGCAGAGAUGAAGUGCAGUCUACCCAGCAAACCACCAGAUGGCCUCAGCAGGACACAGAGUUCAGGAAGAAUGCCACUCAGCCACAGCAGCUGCCACCCACAGACCCCAAGUUGCUGAAACAGAUCAGGAAGGCAGAGAAAGCUGAAAGAGAGUUCAGAAAGAAGUUCAAGUUUGAAGGUGAGAUCGUGAUUCACACAAAGAUGAUGAUUGAUCCCAAUGCCAAGACCCGCCGUGGGGGUGGCAAGCACCUGGGCAUCCGGCGUGGAGAAAUCCUGGAGGUGAUCGAGUUUACUAACAAGGAUGAGAUGCUGUGCCGGGACCCCAAGGGCAAGUAUGGUUAUGUACCCAGGACUGCACUGUUGCCCUUGGAAACAGAAGUAUAUGAUGAUGUCAGCUUCUGGGACCCUCUGGACACCUAACCGUUUUCUCAUGGAUAGUAAGGCAGACAGACAAGUGGGUUCCAGGAUCACCAGCACAGUCACUGCUAACUCAGGAGCCCUGGAUCCCAGCCUGGCAAACAAGCCCAAGUGUACAUGCCCACA